Messenger RNA from Acanthochromis polyacanthus (spiny chromis), 2831 nucleotides. RefSeq names its product two pore segment channel 3 (gene tpcn3). Lineage: Eukaryota; Metazoa; Chordata; Actinopteri; Pomacentridae. Gene Ontology annotation, biological process: transmembrane transport; monoatomic ion transport. Gene Ontology annotation, cellular component: membrane. The record is from RefSeq and is a predicted model, not a curated record. Gene Ontology annotation, molecular function: monoatomic ion channel activity. The transcript has 19 exons. Bases 277 to 2598 code for a protein of 773 amino acids.
UCAGAGAGACUGAAGCUGCGAUGGAGGUCGGGCUGAUCAAUUGUCUGUGCAGCCGAGAGGAAAACGUCUGAUGAGUGUCUCUGGAGAUGGAAGCUCUGUGCUGACGUUUACAACCAGGAUCAGGGAUAAAAACUGGUCUGGACUUUCUUUUUCUUUUUCUUUUUUUGCUGCUUCGACCAACAAAACCUUCGACUGAAAGUUUGGGAACUCUUCGAAGCGCCGAAAAGGAGAAUAAUAGCAAUUUUAAAAAAAGUUUUAGGAAGAGUCGCGUCAGAGAUGUCUGAGCCAGAGAAGAGCGAAAACAUUCCUGAUGAGUCUGCAGGAAAAGCAAAAGAAAUUCCAAACGGAGGGAAUCCUGCGAAGACCAAAGAGGAUUUUGACCUGGCUGCCAUCUAUGUGUCGGACGCUCAGUACAACAGAAAUAUUUACUUCGACACGUCGCCACAGGCUGUCAGGCUAUAUCUGCUCUACAACCACUGGGUCCUUAAAGUGCUCCUCUACUUCUUCAUCCUGGUUAAUCUCUCUCUGGCCCUCUUCGAGGAGCCGGCCGUCAUCCUUCUGCCUUCAUGGGUCACCAUGCUGGUGGAGCUGCUCUGUCUACUCGUCUUCACCUUCCGACUCAUUCACUACGCGAAGGUGAUUCCUCGAGACAAGUUCUGGAAAGACCCCAAAAAUAUCUGCAUUAUCGUCAUCAUCACGCUCACUCUGAUUGAUAUGAUCAUCUACGGAGCGCUAGAAGCUGCAAACUGCUACCGUGUCCGCUGGUCCAGAGUCUUGCGACCCCUCCUGUUGGUCAACGUCACAGAGGGACGGCAGCUCCGCAGAGCGUUCAGAAGCAUCCGGAACGCUCUGCCUCAGAUCUUCUACGUCUUUCUGCUCUUCAUGUUCAGCGUCCUCAUGUUCUCCCUCAUGGCCCUCAAACUGCUGGGUAAACGAGGUCUGAAGACCAUAGAAGGAACUCCAUACUUCACCAGCUACCUGGAGAUAGUCUUCGACCUGUAUGUCCUCGUCACCACAGCCAACAGCCCCGACGUCAUGAUGCCGGCGUACAAUGCCAGCUUCGUCUUCGCCAUCUUCUUCAUCUUGUACAUCCUCAUCAACACGUACAUCUUCAUGUCUGUCUUCUUGGCCGUCGUUUACAACAACUACAAAAAAUACCUGAAGGAGGAGGUACGGCAGCUGGUGAGGGCCAAAAGGCACAAAAUGGUGCGAGCGUUCGCCGUUCUGCAGGAGCAGAAGGAGGAGGGCGGAGAGCCGGUGGUGACCCAGGCCAACUGGAACCAGGUGGUCCAUCUGGUCCGACCUGGCAUCAGCAACGCCUACAGAGAGCUGCUGUGGAGCGUCUGUGACGACAAGAACCAGGGGGCCAUCGGUAAGGUGGCAUUUGUCCAGCUGGCGGACCUCUUGAAUAUCGAGGUGAUCACUAUCAAAUCAAGACCACACCCACUCAACAGUUUAUGCCCCGCCCUCUACCAGUCGGCCCCCAGCCGCCUCCUCUGCCGAAUGGUCCAACAUCGGGCCUUUGUUAUUGUGUAUGACCUGAUCAUCCUGGUGAACGCCGUGUUCAUCGGUCUGGACGAGGAGAAGCCAAUGAUUGCUAACUCUGAGUGGGUUUUUCUUGCUCUCUACAUGCUGGAGAUCUUACUGAAGCUCUACGUGUUUGAGCCCAGAGCUUUCUUCUCCAGAAACAGCUUCUGGAAUUGGUUUGACACCAUCAUCGUCGUCUCCGCUCUCAUCGCCACAAUCAUCAACUCUGCCAUGCAGUCAUCGGGGGGUUACACUAGCCGACAGAUCCUGGACAUUGUUUUCAUCCUACGAGUCCUCAGACUGAUCCGAGUGGUGGACAGCAUCAAAAGGUUUCGUACAAUCAUCAACACCCUGAUCAGGAUUGGACCAGCGAUCCUCACAUUUGGACAGCUCAUCAUAGUGGUGUACUACAUCUUUGCCAUGGUGGGGAUGGAGCUCUUUAAGGGUAAAGUGAAGUUUUAUGAGGACGCCGGUGACCCAGCGAAGGAGUACUGUGGAAACCGUCUGCUGAAUGGAACGGCCUUCGCACAACUCAACUACUGCAAGAACAACUUCAACAACGUGGUGUCCUCCUACAUCCUGCUGGUGGAGCUCACUGUGGUCAACCAGUGGCAUGUGCUCAGCAGCGGCUUUGCCACCGUCACCCACGUGUCUGCCAGAAUCUUCUUCGUAAUAUUCCACAUCAUGGUCGUCAUCGUCAUCAUCAAUAUCUUUGUGGCAUUCGUCCUGGAGGCGUUCUUCGUGGAGUACUCUGUAGAUAAAAGCGACCUGCAGACGUCUCUGGAAAGGAAGAUCGAGGAACUGGAGCUGGCUGUGGCACAGGAGAAGUUAGAGGAGAAUUUGGUAAAUGCCAUGGAAACCAUCGACAACGACCUCGGAACAAGCCAGUCGGCGGCGCCAAAUGUUCCAUCCUUGAUGUUUAAGAUCGCUUCAAAAAGAUAUCGGACGGUGGAUGCCUUGCUGCAGCGGAUGUUUGAGGCCGAUCUCGACCCUGAAGACUUCGCUGAGCACGACGAUCCUGAAGCUCAGGGCAACGGGAACUUUGCAAAUCCAACUUUCAGCUCUACAUAAAUAUUUCUGUACAAAUAUAUAUGAAGGGAAGCAAAUUCUAUCAUUUAUGUAUAGUUUAACACUCAGCAUCAUCUCAUAGUGGCAUAAAUUUUUAAAUCUGAUCUUUAUUCAAUGCAACGUAUCAACAGAAUGAUCUGAGAGUCAUAUCCAGUGUUAUAUUUUUAUAUAUUUGUCCUUUAGUGCUCUGUACAAAGAGGAAAUCAGUAUUUUCACAUAAAGAAUAUUUACACUGA